Molecule: messenger RNA, 336 nt
Organism: Striga hermonthica
Lineage: Eukaryota; Viridiplantae; Streptophyta; Magnoliopsida; Lamiales; Orobanchaceae
Source: the annotation of a GenBank genome assembly
AUGAACGGCGGCAGCGGCCGACCGAGCUUCCAGGCCUGCGGCGGAGAAAGGAGGAUGGAUAUAGUCAGCGGAAGAGGCCACUACAACAAUGAAAACAACGGCAGCCUGACGUACGCGACGAGCCGCCCUUGGACGCCCGAUCCGCCGCCGUUCCGGCUGGAAUCGGCUCCUCCGGCAGCGGCGAAGCCUUGGGGAUUCGGCGACCCGAAUAUGAAGCGGCGGAAGAGGAUAGCGAAGUACAAGGUGUACACGGUCGAAGGUAGGGUGAAGGCCUCCAUUAGAAACGGGCUUCGUUGGAUCAAAAACAAAUGCUCCGAGAUUAUCCAUGGCUAUUAA